AUCUCUUUCUCAUCCUCUUCUCUUCUCAAAAAGCCGCAUGCCCUGAUACUACCCCUUCUGUCUCCCCAAUAGCUCUUACAGCUCCUCACGUUCCUUCUCACCUCUGCCUCCUCAGUUUCACACACCCCGCCCACUCCUUCUCCUCCCCCAGUCAUCAAACACACUGAUCGCCGGACAUGGGCAACUCAGUCUCUUCUUCCAUGGAGCCCGGAUACAUCUUCCCCACCAUCCAGACCUUCAACCCACCACUCCGUGUCUACCGCAUCGAAGAGUGUAAGCUUCCCCGGCUAGCCCGUCAGCUUUAUGCCGAGGAACGGCCUUCCCAUGUGAUGGUCCAGAUCAUACCUGCCGUCGCCCUUCUGAACGCCUGUCCGGAAGCACUCGUUGUCUUCACCCUGCCCCCUGAAGAGCGCGAAGUUCUGUCAUCAAAGCACUACCCUGAAUCCAUCAUCUCCUAUCCCAGCAUAUACAGCCCCUCUUCUCCCACCUCUAGCACCCUUGACCCCGAAAAGAAGGCCCCUCUAUACUCUCCCAAGCCCAUGAUCGCUGAUCCCUUCCGCCGGUCUGACCCAGUCCGCAUCAACAGCCUUGACAGCCGCCAUUUCUCGGGCAUCACGCGAGUCAAAUACUCUUCUUCUCAGGAUGCUAUACAUCCUGACGGGGAUCUGAAUGAUAUCGACUCCAUCACACAAGCGAUGCGGGACGCGAGCUUUGGUCUGGACAGCGCCACAGCUAGACUUGCUCAAGACCGAAUUUCGUCUUUGCCCAACGAUGGCCGGAGCAGCAUCUACUCUGUGUCUCUCCCGGGUCGAGUGUCAGAUGCCCACGACCCCGCGACCGCUACCCCCUUGGUCCGAUCGACCACCCGUGAUACGGGUAUCGUUUACGCCUCGGAUCUCCAUCGCUUCUCAACCGCCCGAUACAGCCACGCUGCCGGACGUACCAGCGUCAUGAGCCUCCCACCCCUCUGCAACUCGUCCACGGUCUCUAUCCCCGAUUCUGCCACCGUGAAAACCCCGACUACGCCUGCUUUCCACUAUCACCAUCUCAACAGCCGCAGGGGCCAACUCAUUGGAAACGGACGAUCGAGAUCUACGAGCGAGCUGAUCAUGAGCGGUGCGAGUAAGCGAGAGUUGAGGAGAGUGUCGAGCGUAGUGGAUUCCUCAAGUGGGCCAGACUUGGCUCUCAUCAACAGACCGGCACACAGGUCAUCGAGCCAUUCACUUGCUGCCAAGUCUACGCCUGUCGCUGUUUUGGAGACCCCGGUUAUGACAAUUGGACAAGAGAGCAAUACUCUGGAUAAUGCCUCCAACCAAGAGAAGACCCCCCCGGUGGUAUCGUUCCCGGUUCCACAAGCAGCAGGGCAGGUGAUCCCAACGCCGAAUGAACCCGCUCCCAAGCUUGCUACCUUGGCUCCUAUGAUCAAGACUGGUGCGGCUCCUAUGCCCAAGCCCAUCCGAAGCAUCCGCCCUCACCCAUCAUCGUCUCCUGACGUCUUUGCUGGUCCCUCCCCAAAGGCCGCGUACACUCGACUGUCACUCAGAGGUCCUCGACCUCUCAACUCUGAGGUCCCCAAGCAUCUUCACCCCGUCACAGGUGCGCAGAACCACUCGCCAUACUUUCACCGAGCCAUUCAUCGAGCUUCCAAAGUGCCCAUCUGCCCCGUACGCAAGCACAAGGCUGCUGCUGGGAGGCCUCCGCUCGUGGCCAGGACAGUGACGGUCAACGGACAGCAUAUCAGGCCGAAGGCAGACGGAGGUGUCGUCUCAGAGACUGUGGAGAAGGCGUAUCGUGGCCAGCCGCUCGGGAACCGUUUCCCUAUGAUUUGAUCUGACUUCUAUUGUUUCUUUAUGUGCAUUCGUCCUUCGAUUUCUUUUGGGUUUCUGUACGUAUAUCAUCUAGAUCCGGACAUCGCUGGUUGUCUCUCGUCAGUGUUGGCUUUGAUGUGAAAAGCGCGGUCUCGGU
Cryptococcus amylolentus CBS 6039 is the source of this 1965-nucleotide messenger RNA. RefSeq lists its product as hypothetical. The transcript is spliced from 4 exons. The record is from RefSeq and is a predicted model, not a curated record. Lineage: Eukaryota; Fungi; Basidiomycota; Tremellomycetes; Tremellales; Cryptococcaceae. Bases 177 to 1829 code for a protein of 550 amino acids.